GGGCCGCUCCCGGCAGCCGCCCGCCGCCCUUCUCUCGCCACACGCGGCCACGGCGGCCCCGCCGCUGCCCUCACCGCCGGGCUAGGUGCCAUGCUCUGCCGGGACCCUAAAGCGGGACGGCCUCCUGGCGCGGACCCCCGCCGAGCCGAGGGAUUGCCGCGGAGCAGCGGCGCCCGGCUCGUCUCCCCGCUACGCCCCCCCGGGGAGGGGAGGGGCCGGACUGGGCCGGGCCGGGCGGGCGCCGCUCCCGCCCCGCAGAGGAGCGGACGUGAGGGCGGUGCGGAGGGGCCGUGCUGAGUCUAGCGACACUCGCCGCGUCCCGCCGGACUGGAGAUGCUCCAACGCACCCCGGCCACGGCGGCCUUCACCGACGAUGUGUUGCGCGUCUUCGGGGCCAACCAGAGCCUGUCGGCCGAGCAGCUCUCCUCUCUGCUGCAGCGGCUGGGCGCCGCGCCGGCCCUGAGCGCCGUGCUGCCCCUGUCCCACCUGCACCACAACCAGUGCUUGACUGGUGAGGAAAUCUUUUAUUUACAUGGGAUACCAAACAACAGUCACAUAUCAAAUGCAAGCUUCUCUACAGUAUGUCCUGCAGUUUUGCAGCAGUUAAUUUUUCACCCCUGUGAUCGUCAUGAAGACUUUGUGGAUACAUCUAAACCACAUCCUUUACAAGUUUGGGGAUUUGGGUUCCUGGCUGUGACUAUCAUUAACUUGGCAUCGCUUCUGGGAUUGAUCUUAACUCCUCUCUUAAAGAAGCCAUAUUUCCCCAAGGUUUUAACCUACUUUGUGGGCCUGGCCAUUGGUACUCUCUUUUCUAAUGCAAUUUUCCAGCUCAUUCCAGAGGCAUUUGGGUUUGACCCCAAAGUAGAUAACUAUAUUGAGAAAGCAGUUGCUGUGUUUGGUGGAUUCUAUAUUCUCUUCUUUGUGGAAAGGAUUCUUAAAUUGAUACUGAAGAUCUAUGACCAGACUGGCCAUACUUACACUGAAAAUGGUGACCAGAAUCGUUCUCAGGAUAAGACAAACCCACCCAAACCACUAUCAGCCAGCAACGGGGGGACAUGUUAUGCAAAUUCAGCCGUCAUAGAGAGCAAUGGAAAUCUUGGUUUUGACAGCAUCAGUGUGGUCUCAGCACAGGAAGAAGCCACUCAAAGCAGCCUGUGCAAGUGUCUUAAGGGCCGUCCACUGUCAAAGAUUGGGACUAUUGCUUGGAUGGUGACACUGAGUGAUGCUGUACAUAAUUUCAUAGAUGGUUUGGCUAUUGGUGCUUCAUUCACUUUGUCCCUGCUUCAAGGGCUUAGUACCUCCAUAGCCAUCUUGUGUGAAGAGUUUCCUCAUGAACUGGGGGAUUUUGUCAUCUUGCUGAAUGCAGGGAUGAGUACUCAUCAAGCUCUGUUUUUCAACUUCAUGUCUGCAUGUUCCUGUUACAUUGGGAUGGCUUUUGGAAUAUUAGUAGGCAACAACUUUGCUCCAAACAUCAUCUUUGCUGUAGCUGGUGGAAUGUUUCUGUACAUCUCUCUGGCAGAUAUGGCUCACAGGAUGUCAGCAGUUGGAAGGGACCAAAGAGAUCAUCGAGUCCAACUCCUCUGCCAGAGCAGGACCAUACAAUCUAGCUCAGGUCACAGAGGAGCACAUCCAGGUUAUCUGGUACAAGCCAAACACCUUGCCCUCGACGGUGAAUUAGAGAGUGAAAUGUGAACGUGGACCCUGUGAAAUGAAGACUCCCUGGGUAAUAGUGACCACCAAGCCUGGAUAACUGACCGACAGUAGUGUGGUUGUGGACCUGACAGUCAAAUUUCACCUCUGAAGCAGUGGCUGAUCUGUGCUGCAAAUGAGGAGCUGUGCUUUUCUCACCAGUUCAACAUCAGGGUGAACAUCCAGCAAGGCCACAUCACACUCUCGUGGAUGAGCUCAGCCAGAAGUGGAUCAUCUUCGAGCACUGACGACCCAGUGAAACCUCCCUUGUAGCGAGGCUCCUCCUGGCAGCUCCCUGUAAGGCAUCUGGAGAUGAGCUUUGGCUUGCUGGUGCCCCAUCACAGGGGUGAAGGAGCUGCUCAUCCACUGCCUCUCCACUGGCGGCACAGAGAGCACCUGGACCCUGUCCAGGAGGCCUGUGAGGACUGACACCCCUGCCCAAGAAAGGUUUCUUCACCUCCUCUACUGCAGAAACAAGCAACAAACUUCACAGCUGGCCCAGGAGAGAAAUUCCAGGACUCCAAAGUGCAACGAUGACCACACAGCGCUGGAAUGAUGCAGUCUGGAGACAUGAGGGCUGCCAAGCAGAGGAAGCUGAUGUGCAGCUGGCAGAAGAAUUGCACUGUCUAAACUCAUCUGAAGGAAAGGAAACCAAGGGAAAUCCAGCUCUGACUUUAGAAUCCGUUUGCCACAACCUGUCCUUGCAGAGAUCAGUGAACUGAAAAAGAAGAGACCAACCCCCACCUGGCUACAACCAGCACAAGUCCCUGGGAGCAGAGGAGCAAGAGGCAUCUGCAGAGAGAACGGCAGGAGGUGGACUGUGCAGAAAUCUCUCUUCUAACAUCGGGGCUGGUCUGUACUGGUGACAGUGAGGAGAAGCUGAAGGGUACAGAGACACAUCUCUCUUUGUGAGCAACUCAGCCAGCAGUUUGAGUGUGGGAUGGCCUCAUGAAGCCCUGAUUUGGUGAUGAUUGGGUAAGAAACUGAUUUUUUAUUUUCUUGAUGUUAAAUUCAUACAUGAUGCCUGGUUACAAUACUUAAGAAAGUGAAACCCAGGCUAUAGAUACAGCUUCACAAGUCCAGUGCACACUUGUAAACUACCACCAAAUGACUAUUUUGAAGACUAGGAGUCCUGACUGAAAUAUAUACUGUUAGAAAAGACUUUAUCUCCUUACUACUUCCAUGCUUUCCUCCCUCUGCACACAUACUAAGGCUCGUGGGUGCUUAUUUCAACUUUAAGUGGUUUGAUUAAAGGAGUUUGUGUUUCAAUGU
Molecule: messenger RNA, 2961 nt
Organism: Pogoniulus pusillus (Red-fronted tinkerbird)
Lineage: Eukaryota; Metazoa; Chordata; Aves; Piciformes; Lybiidae
Gene: SLC39A8
Product: solute carrier family 39 member 8
Exons: 14
Coding region: 334-1692 (452 amino acids)
Biological process (GO): intracellular monoatomic cation homeostasis; zinc ion import across plasma membrane
Cellular component (GO): plasma membrane
Molecular function (GO): monoatomic cation:bicarbonate symporter activity; zinc ion transmembrane transporter activity
Source: RefSeq, a predicted model, not a curated record